AUGAUUACAAUAUCCAAUUCAAGCCCACUCAAGCACACAGCAAUGCUGAUGCAUUAUCACGUCUCCCCAGAUUCAUACGAAACGGCUGACAUUAAUGCUAUUCACACUUUCAAUGUGGCUCAAAUCGAAGCUCUUCCUGUAACAUCUCAGCAGGUGCAGACGGCUACCCGACGUGACCCAACCUUAAGCAAGGUGUUAAAGUAUGUCAAAUCAGGAUGGCCACAGAAAGUGACACCGGAUCUACAACCAUAUUUCAACCGCCGUCUUGAAAUUGGCAUCGAAAGUGGUUGCUUGAUGUGGGGAAUUCGCACUAUCAUUCCACAGAACCUGCAUGCAAAGACCCUUCGUGCUCUCCAUGAGAACCACCCUGGAAUGUCCCGAAUGAAGGCUAUUGCCCGCAGUUACGUGUGGUGGAGUGGACUCGAUAAAGACAUCGAAAACCAAGCAAAAACGUGCCUAUCGUGCCAGGAACAAGCCUCUAAACCUGCAGUAGCACCACUCCAUCCUUGGGUUUGGCCAAACAGCCCAUGGAAAAGGAUCCAUAUUGACUACGCUGGUCCAUUCUUGAACAAAAUGUUUCUAGUGAUUGUAGACGCCCAUUCCAAGUGGCCAGAAAUGAUUCAGAUGUCUUCCACUACGUCUCAAAACACGAUCGAGGCACUGCAAGCACUAUUUGCUCGGUAUGGACUACCAGAACAGAUUGUUUCCGACAAUGGUGCACAAUUCACAUCCCAAGAAUUUAGCGAUUUUAUUCAAGCCAAUGGCAUAAGACACAUACGAAGUGCUCCAUACCAUCCCUCCACGAACGGCCAAGCUGAACGAUUUGUACAAACGUUCAAAAGAGCCAUGAAAGCUGGAGAGAGAGAAGGACUGAGUUUGAAAACAAGAUUGGCUCAGUUUUUACUGUCAUACCGCUCAACUCCACAUGCUACCACUAACGUCUCACCGAGUGAACUGUUCCUUCAAAGAAAAGUACGUACACGAUUCGAUCUCCUCAAACCAAACACAGAGGGAAACGUAUCUGACAAGCAGAGAAACAGAAACAGCAACAUGACAAACAUGCUAAACCAAGGACGUUCUCUGUUGGUCAACAAGUAA
This is a messenger RNA of Halichondria panicea, 1098 nucleotides long. RefSeq lists its product as uncharacterized. Bases 1 to 1098 code for a protein of 365 amino acids. Gene Ontology annotation, molecular function: nucleic acid binding. The record is from RefSeq and is a predicted model, not a curated record. NCBI's taxonomy places the organism in Eukaryota, Metazoa, Porifera, Demospongiae, Suberitida, Halichondriidae. The transcript has a single exon. Gene Ontology annotation, biological process: DNA integration.